AUUACACACAAUAACAGGAGAGAGAGAGAGAGAGAGGCAUGCAAUUUUCCUUUCAACUUUGUCUUCAUUGUUAGCUAGCUGCUAUAGUUUCUGGUUCUUAGCUAGCUAGAGAGUUAGAAGAAAAACAGAUGAAAAUUAUGGAAGCAAAUAAAGCAUAUUUGGCUGUUAUUCUCAUACAGUCCAUAUAUGCAGGCAUGUUUUUGCUUUCAAAAGCCGCAUUUGACCUGGGUAUGAACACCUUCGUUUUCGUUUUCUAUCGACAAGCUGCUGCUGCUGUUUUCUUGAUUCCUCUGGCUGCUGCCUUCGAAUGGAAAAAUGCACCACCUCUAUCAUUCGUAACCUUGUGCAAGAUCUUUUUUCUUUCUCUUUUCGGGAUUACGUUCAGCUUGAACAUAUAUGGUGUUGCAUUGAUAUAUACAUCUGCAAGCUUGGCUGCCGCAACUACAAACUGCAUUCCGAUCAUUACUUUCUUCAUCGCACUUUUAUUCGGGAUGGAAAUGGUGCGGCUGAGGACAAGUGGUGGGAUAGCGAAGGUUGCAGGGUUAGCAAUAUGCCUUGUUGGUGUCACAAUAAUUGCCUUCUAUAGAGGCCCCACCUUGAAACUCUUGGUGCAUCAUCACCUCUUGGGAUCCUACCAUAAUACUAUACAACAACAUGGCCAGGUUGCAAGUAAUUCUCACACAACAUGGAUUAAAGGGUGCUUCCUCAUGCUCAUGGCCAAUAUUUUCUGGGGCCUAUGGCUUGUAUUACAGGUUCCGGUGAUAAAAAGUUACCCUUCAAAGCUAGUUCUCACGGCUCUGCAGUGCUUGUUUAGUGCAAUUCAGUCUUUCUUGAUUGCCGUUGCUUUGGAAAGAGACCCAAAUCAGUGGAAGCUGGAAUGGAAUGUUCGACUCCUGGCUGUGGUUUACUGUGGAGUAGUGGUGACUGGAGUGACAUUUUACUUACAAGCAUGGGUGAUUGAGAAGAAGGGUCCUGUCUUCUUAGCCAUGUCCCAACCAUUGGCCUUCGCCUUUACUAUCUUCAGUUCUGCUUUCCUCUUUGGGGAGACAAUUAGUUUGGGAAGUGUUUUAGGAGCAAUGGUGUUGGUUGGAGGGCUCUACAGUGUGUUGUGGGGAAAGAAUAGAGAGCAUAAGGUGGAAGAUGGGAUUUGUUUAACAACCAAAACCCCUGCUGCGGAGAUAGAAAGCUCGGGGUCAAACUCAAAAGAAGCAAUAGUAGAGGCGACCAAAACUGUCCCAGUUUGUAUUAUGGUGUAAGUAAGUAUAGGCUUGUCAAUUGACUGGAUUCGAGCCUCGAAUCCGAUAAGAUCCGAAUCCGGCCAAAUAGCUAGGUACACAUUCUAUAUAUGAAUGGUUGAGCAGUCCCCCUCUUUGCCUGUGUCCGUUAAAAGCCAUGGGUACCCAAUCAGAGAUAUAUAGGGCUGAAUACUUUCUCUUUUUUUUUUUUUUGUAUUUCUUCUUGUUAGAAUAAUUAAUAUUAGGAAAUAUUAUGUUACCAUGUUUUCGAAACUUUAUUAUUAUGUUAACUGUUUAGGCAGAUUGUUA
Molecule: messenger RNA, 1544 nt
Organism: Rhododendron vialii
Lineage: Eukaryota; Viridiplantae; Streptophyta; Magnoliopsida; Ericales; Ericaceae
Product: WAT1-related protein At5g64700
Exons: 7
Coding region: 129-1256 (375 amino acids)
Cellular component (GO): plasma membrane
Molecular function (GO): transmembrane transporter activity
Source: RefSeq, a predicted model, not a curated record